This is a messenger RNA of Paramacrobiotus metropolitanus, 1531 nucleotides long. RefSeq lists its product as uncharacterized. The record is from RefSeq and is a predicted model, not a curated record. NCBI's taxonomy places the organism in Eukaryota, Metazoa, Tardigrada, Eutardigrada, Parachela, Macrobiotidae. The transcript has 7 exons. The coding region runs from base 164 to 1339 and encodes 391 amino acids.
UCCAUUUUUACAACUGUAUCCGGCAGCGGUUACCGUUAACGCCGCUAUACACCGCUCCGAAUUCUUUCCGUCGCACUUUAACCGUUACAAAAACCUGUGCACCGUCGAGCGCCGUUUGUAACCAUCUCCGCCGACCAGAUUACGGAUUAUUAUUGAUUUGAGCAUGGCACACCGGAAUUCCCUAUCAGCCUCCGCCACCAUCGUGUUGGGAAUAGUGGCGCUGGUGGUGUGCGAUCCGGACGUCGAGAAGAAGAACCGCGAUCUGUCCCUGGACGCCGACGUGACCUUUAGCCAGGGUUUCGCCUCGGCCGGCUCGUCCGGCGGCGGCUUCUCGUCGCGCGCCGGCUCCUUAAGCGAAUGGUGCUCGGUAGCCUUCGGGAUUCCCUGUCGCGCCAGCGGCACCGAGUGCAAAGGCGGCGCUGCCGUCGCCGACCUCGUCGCCAGUCCGAGCAACCAGGGCACCGGGCACACCGAGUUCUGUCUGUGCAAGAACGGCUACGAGAAGGCCACCAGCAGCAUCUACGACAACCGCUGUCGCGCCCUGGUGUCGGCUAUUCCCGAUCCGACCAACGCCGAAUGCGAGUACCCGGAGGAUUGCGCGAAUUACGAGGGGAAGGCGCCCGGCAGCACCGUGUGCCGGAUGGAGCCCAAUAAACUGAUCGGCCGGUGCCAGUGCGGCACGGAGUAUGUUUAUGACCGCGGAAUUCCGGGAUGCCGCGUGUACGAUUGCCUGAAAGACGGCGACGCGAAAUGCAAGCAGGACCGCGGCGCCAACGCCCAGUGCACCGCCAUCCCCGGAUCGCCAGCCACGUGCGGCUGCAAGAGCGGAUUUAUGCUGCUGUAUGAUCCCCUCGUCGGCCGGCAGCAGUGUCGAGAUUUGGCGACAUUCAGAUGCGACGCCACCAACCUGUGCCCGGCCGCCAGCGGGACGACCUGCAACUCCACGGGACGGUGCGAGUGCCCGAAAAAUCAGGUGCUGAUGACGCAGCCCGGCAGCAAUGGACAGAGCGUCUGCAAAGCGCUGGCUAUUGGAAGUAUCGGGUGCACGGCGGACAGCAACUGUCCGGAGCGGGCCGUCUGCCAGCGGGGCGGCGGCGGCGCCGUCGGGAUCUGUCUCUGCCAGGACUACCAUAAAGCUACCAGCAGCAAUAACGGCUGCCAACUGGCGGUGGGUAUGUGCUGCAAGACGAGCAGCGACUGCGGCGAGCUGCGCAACGCCACCGCCCUGCCGCUGAGCUGCGUCCGCAAUCCCAGCACCGCCACCCGCGGCGUCUGCCUGUGCCAGGGCGUCGGCCAGAACGCCUGGGAUAUUGACCGCUGCAAAGCGGCCACCUGCUGAAUCUAAGAAACCCAAGAAACCCAAGAAACCUAAGAUGCCGAAUAUGCUUUAACUGGACACUCCCGAAAACACUUGCCCAGAUUUUGUUGGAAUUUAAGCCGGUUGCAACAUUCCCAGCUUGAAUUUUUAUAAUGCCUAUAAAUCAAACUUGUUUCUGAAUUUAUAAAAGAAAAUCAAUAAAAAUAACGUUGA